AUGCGGGUCACAGUGUUCCUCAGAAUAAAGCCAUCAUCCCAUGUCGACGUAAAAAGACACCUAUACUUGGAGGACGAUCAGACUGUGCGCAUUGACAAUGAUAAACUUAAAACCAUUGUACCUGUUAAUAAUCAAAUAAUGGCUAUGAAUUAUAAAUUUGAUAGAAUUUUCUAUCAUAAUUCACAAGAAGAAAUUUAUCAUGUGACAGCAAGUAGUUUAAUUAAAGAUGCUUUGAUUGGAAUCAAUGGAACGAUAUUCUGUUACGGACAAAUAGGAGCUGGUAAAACAUAUACAAUGAAUGGUUUAUCACAAACUUAUAACGAUCGUGGAAUUAUACCACGAAGUCUUGGUCAUUUAUUUGAAGAAAUACAGAAAAGAUCAACACUUUCUAUUACUGUGAAGCUGUCUUAUAUUGAAAUAUACAAUGAACAAAUUAUUGAUUUAUUAACUAACAUAUCAUCGAACAAAACAACAACACUUCAACAACCUUCUUUUGAUUCUCUACAAAUUGCUGAAUCAAAUGAUCAAGUUUAUGUUAAAGGAUUAAAUUGUUUAACUGUGAAUAAUUUAGAAAAAGCAUUAACUAUAUUGUUCGAGGGAGAAUUGAAUCGUACUGUUGCAUCACAUUCCUUAAAUCGUUUCUCAUCACGUGCUCAUGCUGUAUUCACAAUCUAUCUGACGAUCAUUGAUCCAAUGGACAGUGAUCGAUGUACCAAAUACAGUAAAAUUCACUAUGUGGAUUUAGCCGGGUCAGACAGUUCGAAGGAAACACAGGUUACUGAUAAACUUUUCAAGGAAGCUGCUUACAUUAAUCGUUCUUUGGCAUUUCUAGAGCAAACAAUUUUGGCGUUAUCUGAUUCAACAAGAGAUUAUGUACCAUAUCGACAAUCAAAAUUAACUCAUUUUCUAAAAAAUAGCAUUGGAGGUCGUUGUCAAACUAUUCUCAUAGCUAAUAUAUGGAAUAAAUAUACAUAUCUAAAUGAAACUUUAUCCACUUUACGAUUUGCGAGUCGAGUUAUGUCGAUUCCAGGCAAACCUGAAAUUAAUCAAAUGCAUGAUUCUAUGGCCAUCAUAAAGAAAUUGAAAAAUUCCAAUGCUAAUCUACUGCGAGAAUUACUUAUGUAUGAUACAUUGAAUGCAUUGCUUAGUAUAGAUAUAGAAUAA
This is a messenger RNA of Schistosoma turkestanicum, 1164 nucleotides long. NCBI's taxonomy places the organism in Eukaryota, Metazoa, Platyhelminthes, Trematoda, Strigeidida, Schistosomatidae. The record is from the annotation of a GenBank genome assembly.